Molecule: messenger RNA, 3125 nt
Organism: Limulus polyphemus (Atlantic horseshoe crab)
Lineage: Eukaryota; Metazoa; Arthropoda; Merostomata; Xiphosura; Limulidae
Gene: Slimp
Product: serine--tRNA synthetase-like protein Slimp
Exons: 1
Coding region: 420-1859 (479 amino acids)
Biological process (GO): mitochondrial seryl-tRNA aminoacylation
Cellular component (GO): mitochondrion
Molecular function (GO): serine-tRNA ligase activity; ATP binding; tRNA binding
Source: RefSeq, a predicted model, not a curated record
UAAUACUAAUAAACAACCGAAGCUUAUGGCAUAUUGAUUGAAGUAUUCUAUACUGUUACUGUCAGUCUACUUCCUUCUUAAUAUUAGUAUCACUGGAGUAUUUAAUAUUUACUCAGCAGUACGUCUAAACGCUAAAAAUAAUUUAUCUAUAUCCGUGAUGGGCACAGCACAGAUAGCCUAUGGUGUUGUUUUGUGUUUAAUUAUAAACGAGUAAAACAGUGUGUUAAGCUCCACUUAGGCCUAGGCAAAGGUACUAAGCCGUAGUAAGUGUACACGAUCAUCUACGAAAGAGAUUUAAACGUUUGGUCUAACUUGCGUAACUAAGGUAAACUACUUUAUAUUACCUUAAUUUUGCCAACGAAAAGAACGUGUAUGUGAUUGCGUUUGUAAAUACUUUUGCCCUUCAUUGCAACUAAACAAUGUUACUGUUAGCUAAUGUCACAAUUACCACGAAAAUUAUAGGAUAUCGACUUCUCUUGUGUUUCGUGCCUAAAGUUACAUCUGUAAUGCAUAUGAAUUUUUCUCAUGUUUCAUAUAAUUACAAAGCAUUCAUUCCAUCUACCUUGUAUGUUUCUGGGCGUUAUGGCAAAAAAAUAUUUCCAGUAGUUUCACCUAAUCUGGAUCUUGAUUUCUACUUAAAAAACUGGGAGAAUUUGCAGAAAAUGAGUGAAUUAAGAGGGACUAAGCUUCCAGACCUCACUGACACUCUAAUACAAAUAGUCUCUCUUAAAAAACAACUACAAGAAUUGCUUAGAAGGAAGGAAAAUAUAAGCCAGAAAUUACAAGAGCUCUCAAAAACAAACCAUAUAACUUCAGAAGAAAAGGAGAAUUGGAAAGUGGAAGGAAGGAAGGUGAGGGAAGAAAUCAAACAUGUUACUGAGAAGAUGUGGGAUUAUGAAGAUGAUGCUAUACCAGUAUUACUAUCAAUUCCUAAUAACAUUCAUCCAGACACUCCACUACAAGAUGAUGAUAUAAUUGGGAACUUUUGUUCCAAUAAUCAAGACAACUGUAUUCAAAAUCUCAAAGCUUGUAGAAGCCACCUUCAGGUGUUACCUAAUGAUAUUCAGUUCUCAAAUGUUAGUCCAUGUUCAUAUUAUUUAACAAGAAAUGCUGCUUUACUUGAACUUGCACUUAUUUACUUUUUCAGCCAUCAUCUGGCAGAUGCUGGUUUAACAGAAAUCAGUUGUCCAGAUAUUGUUAAAAGUGUCAUUGUAGAAGGAUGUGGAAACAGCUUCAUGUCAUCUAUUUCUCUAAUAUCUGAACAAAAGGGUGCCAUGUCAAUUUUGACUGGUGGGGCAAGUUUUGAAUCCUUGAUUGCAUAUUUCACAAGAAGCAUUGUGGAAAAAACUUCACUACCAUUAACAUUUUUCUCUGUUGGAAGAUGUUAUCAGUCAUUAAAUCCUCAACAGUUAACAAUUCCAGGUUUAUUUUCAGUUCCACAAAGAACAGAAAUUCAUUUCAUCAUAGCAUGUGAGGAAAGUAAUGAAAAAGAAAAUUUUGGAAAGUUAGUAACCCUUCUUCAACAGUGUUAUAGUUUGAUUAAUUUACCUUUCAGAAUUAAAAAACUUGCAUCUAAAAAUCUUGGUGCAGCAGAGAGUUUACGUAUAGAAUUUGAAGUGUGGGCACCAGCAUUAAACGAUUAUGCAUUAUGUGCUACUAUUAUUAGGAAUGGUGAGUAUAUUAGUAAAAGAUUGAUGAUGAGACAUUGUUCUAAAGGUAAUCCAAAUGGGUUUUUGCAUUUGAUUCAUGGAACUGUUGUUUCUAUUCCUACUCUAAUUGCAGCCAUUAUAGAAAAUUGUCAGACAUCAGAUUGUUCAUUUGUUGUUCCAAAAGUUCUUCAAAGUUACAUGCUGUCAUGAAACAACAUUAUGCUUACCUGAUACAGACUAUGUUGCAAACAUGUCUGUGUGCCUCUUCUUUAUUUAUAUUUUGUUGUAUUCUUCUUGUGAUCAUUUUUUUCAGAAACAAAAUAUAAACUAAUUCAUUAGGAUAGCAGCAAAUGAUGAAUAAUUAUUGUAUUUAAAAUAUUGUAACUAAUUUUUCCAUGAAAUCAAGUGAAAAAUGUAAGUUAGGGACUGUUUAUUUUUAGACUUUAUAGCUGUAUGAAAUCUGUAUUUUAUUAUUCAAGAGUGGUACAUGAACAAGGUUAUUGGUAAUUAACUUACAUGAACUAGGUUAUUGAUAAUUACUUUGUGGUCUGUAUUUCAUUAUUUUAAAAUUUUGUGGUUGUAGUGAUUGAAAAUAAAUUUUUAAUUUCCAAAGAAAAGUCAUAUUCCUAAUAUAUUAGAAAGUUUUCUAUUUAACUUGACAUUUGAGGGACAGCAAAAGCCUCCUGUGACUGUCUCAUUCAUUUUAUCAAACACCUAUUUACCUAUAUCCAGCCCUGAGUUUUUAAAGUAUUUAUCAAGCAUUCCCUUUAACUCUCCCAUUCCUGUUGCAUCUACCAUGUCUGAAGGCAAUCUAUUCUAAAGUCUGACUAUACUGUCUUAUAUCCUGCCAAAUUAAAAAUCUACAUCUCCUAUCCCUACCACCCUUACCACUAAACUCGAAGAAAAGAUAAUGCAUCAGUCAUGUUUAUUCCAUUUAUAAUUUUGAACACCUCAAUCAGAUCCCCUCUAACCCUUCUUUUCUCAAGAAAAUAAUUUUAAGAACCGUAAUCUUUCAUCAUAUGGCAGCCCCUUCAUUUCUGAAAUAUUAGUAGCUCUCCUUUGAACCCUUUCCAACAACUCGGCAUUCUUUAUAAAGUAAGGAGCCCAAGACUGAACACAAUUCUCAAAAUGAGGCUUAACCAAAGAUCUGUACAAAGAAAUGAUCGUCUUUGACUUAUAUUGAGUAUUGCUGUAGAUAUAACCCAAAAUCCUAUCUGCUUUCCCACUGGCAACAAUAUACUGUCUGAAAGGCAUAAGAGACUGAUAGUUAAAACAUGAAGAUUCUUGUCUACCAUAAUACUACUGAAUAGUUCUAAGUAAGGUGGAAAUUAAGUUAAAUGCAUUUAGCAUAAUCAAAUGCCAUUGAUUUAUCAAAUUUGUCUAGUGGUUGAAAUCCUCUUGAGAAAACAAGAACAUUCUCCUCACAACCAACUACACCAAAAUUUAAAUAUUAUCAAACUUGACCACUUCUUCAUC